ACUGCAUCUGCCGCCGGCGAGAAAAACUUUGACAAGAGCCCCACCAAAACCAGGCAGCCCCGGAAAGUCGACCUGAGGGCGCGUUACUGGGCUUUCCUUUUCGACAACCUGCGGCGCGCGGUUGACGAAAUCUACGUCACCUGUGAAUCGGAUCAGAGUGUGGUCGAAUGUAAGGAGGUGCUGAUGAUGCUAGAUAAUUACGUCCGGGAUUUCAAGGCUUUGAUCGACUGGAUACAGCUGCAGGAAAAACUUGAGAAGACAGACGCCCAAAGCAGGCCUACGUCCCUGGCGUGGGAAGUAAAGAAGAUGUCCCCAGGGCGCCACGUAAUUCCAAGCCCAUCCACAGACCGAAUCAACGUCACAUCCAGCGCUCGCAGAAGUCUGAAUUUCGGGGCUCCCGCUGCUGCCGUGACUUCGAAUCGUCUGGCUCCGUCGGGCGUCAGCUGGGCAGACAAAGUGAAGGCGACCCACACGGCCGCGGCUCCCGCUUCAGAGAUGGCAACGAGGCAAACCUCUGUGGCGACCCCGGUGCCGAAGCCUUCGCGGAGAAACGAACGGAAAGAUGCCGAAGGCUGGGAAACCGUCCAGCGCGGAAGGCCGGUGAGGUCGAAAUCUUCUGCCUUGGCAGUGAAAUCGACUUCGUCCGCAGAAUUAUCGAAGUUGCGAGAUGACAGUAACAAAGAGAACGUGGUGCUGCGCCUUGCAGAUAACACGCAGAAGGGUCCGUUGACCGAAGACGCUGUAUCUAAAAUCGGAGACCCCAUCCUUAAAGAGUCGAGUUCUCUGUAUGAACACCCUCUUGCUGAGAGGACUCAAUUUGCAGGCCGGGUCCUCGAGGACCUCAAGAUCUCUGACAACAAAGGAUCGCCGGACGGUCCUCUGCCGCCGUCUUCCGAAGUCCCCGUGGUCCUCAUCAGCACCGAACACGUUCCUAAAAAUCCGCAGGCGGUCUCUGCUGCUUUCCCUAGCAGAGAGGAGACCCAGGCCCAGAAGAAUAAGCUGGAGAAUGAAAUGGACCCCGCUGAUAUUUCCAAUUCUAUGGCAGAGGUUCUUGCAAAAAAAGAGGAAUUAGCUGAUCGUCUGGAGAAGGCCAACGAAGAAGCCAUUGCUAGCGCCAUUGCAGAGGAAGAACAGCUGACCAGAGAGAUUGAAGCCGAGGAGAACGACGACAUUGAGACGGACAACGACAGCGACUUCUCUGCCGGCAUGAGCAGCGGAACCAUAUCCUUUUGUGGCAUCUCCAUGGAUUGGAACGACGUCCUGGCAGAUUAUGAAGCUCGUGAAUCGUGGCGUCAGAACAACUCUUGGGGCGACAUAGUGGAAGAAGAACCGGCUCGCCCGCCCGGCCACGGGAUUCACAUGCACGAGAAACUCUCCUCGCCCUCUCGCAAGAGGACGAUAGCGGAGUCGAAAAAGAAACACGAAGAGAAACAGAUGAAGGCUCAGCAGCUCAGAGAGAAGUUGCGCGAAGAGAAGACGCUCAAGCUUCAGAAAUUAUUGGAAAGGGAGAAGGAUGUCCGGAAAUGGAAGGAGGAAUUAUUAGACCAGAGGCGCCGAAUGAUGGAAGAGAAACUUCUCCAUGCCGAAUUUAAGCGGGAGGUGCAGCUGCAAGCGAUUGUGAAGAAAGCCCAAGAGGAGGAAGCGAAGGUCAACGAGAUCGCCUUCAUAAACACGUUAGAAGCCCAGAACAAGCGUCACGACGUCCUGUCCAAGCUCAAAGAGUAUGAGCAGCGGCUGAAUGAGCUGCAGGAGGAACGCCAGCGAAGACAAGAAGAGAAGCAAGCCCGGGACGAAGCCGUUCAGGAACGUAAACGAGCUCUGGAAGCAGAACGCCAGGCCCGGGUGGAGGAGUUGCUAAUGAGAAGAAAAGAGCAAGAAGCCCGGAUCGAGCAGCAGCGCCAGGAGAAAGAGCGAGCGCGUGAGGACGCAGCCCGUGAAAGAGCCAGAGAUCGAGAGGAGCGUCUCGCUGCUCUGACCGCAGCCCAGCAGGAAGCCAUGGAAGAACUUCAGAAGAAGAUCCAGCUGAAGCAUGAUGAGAGCAUACGGAGGCACAUGGAGCAGAUCGAGCAGAGGAAAGAAAAGGCCGCCGAACUGAGCAGCGGAAGACACGCAAAUACCGACUACGCCCCCAAACUAACACCUUACGAGCGAAAAAAGCAGUGUUCGUUGUGCAACGUCUUGAUUUCCUCAGAGGUCUAUCUUUUCAGCCAUAUUAAAGGGAAGAAACACCAGCAGGCUGUGAGGGAGAAUAGUAGUAUCCAAGGGCGGGAGCUGUCAGAUGAAGAAGUGGAGCACCUGUCGUUAAAGAAGUACAUUGUGGAUAUUAUCGUCGAAAGCUCCGUCCCUACAGAGCCCUCAAAGGAUGGGGAGGAACGCCAGAAAACGAAAAAGAAAGCCAAGAAACUGAAGGCACGAAUGAGCUCAAGGGCCAAAGAAUAUGAAACCAUCAUGGAAUCCAAAAACACUACUUGUGACUCCCCAUACAAAGCAAAGCUGCAGCGGUUGGUGAAGGAUCUUUUGAAGCAGCUUCAAGUUCAAGACGGCAGCAAAGUUUCCGCCCUGGACAGGAUUUUAGGAGAGAUUUCGCGCAUACUGGAGAAAGAGAACACGGCUGGUCUAGGAUCCUUGCCAAGAAUAAUCCUCGAGCCUCCAAGCAGUAGGGAUAUACGUCUGAGGGGAAAGUCUGCCUUGGGGAUGGAAAGAAAGAAAGAAAGAAAGAAAGAAAGAAAGAAAGAAAGAAAGAAAGAAAGAAAGAAAGAAAGAAAGAAAGAAAGAAAGAAAGAAAGAAAGAAAGAAAGAAAGAAAGAAACUGAAGGACUGAAAUGUCUCGAACUCGGUGGAUGGUUCCUUCGUGUUUAUUGGGUGUUAAUAUGCUUGACUGCUCGGCUGCUGGCCGGACAACUCAGCUGA
Messenger RNA from Sphaerodactylus townsendi, 2910 nucleotides. RefSeq names its product S-phase cyclin A associated protein in the ER (gene SCAPER). Lineage: Eukaryota; Metazoa; Chordata; Lepidosauria; Squamata; Sphaerodactylidae. Bases 184 to 2910 code for a protein of 908 amino acids. Gene Ontology annotation, molecular function: zinc ion binding; nucleic acid binding. The record is from RefSeq and is a predicted model, not a curated record. The transcript is spliced from 20 exons.